Molecule: messenger RNA, 908 nt
Organism: Drosophila eugracilis
Lineage: Eukaryota; Metazoa; Arthropoda; Insecta; Diptera; Drosophilidae
Exons: 2
Coding region: 124-771 (215 amino acids)
Source: RefSeq, a predicted model, not a curated record
UUGUUCGUCGCUCGUCGGUUGCGCAUAUUUAAACGUGUUGCAUAGUCUCUUGCCGGGUACUCGUCCACGCAGCGCAGCGCAGGCUAAAGUUCCUCGGUGUGAACAGGAUCUUUUGGGGAAACGAUGAGCAACCAUUUUUUGCGUCGGGUGCAUCUUCAACCUAUCGUUUAUCGCCGCUAUUUUGUUAAUAACAAAAUUGCUAUAAACAUGUGCGAAGCGGCUUCCCCGGCGGAUCAGCGUAAUGUGGAGGUGAAGGCACGGAUUCCUGGUGGAGCCGAAGGCUUCAAGGAGCGGUUGGUCCUUGCCAAAAAUCUUAGUGGGGGCCAGGAUGAGCUUUUAAUAAAGCAGCGUGAUGUCUUUUUUGAAUCUCCGCUGGGCGGACGACUCAAAUUGCGCUAUUUACAGGCUCCAGCUCGAUCCCAAUUGGUUUUCUACGAUCGUCCAGAUGUAGCGGGUCCAAAGCUCUCAAAGUUCAACAAAACCGAGGUGGACGAACCGGAGGUGCUAGAAAAGAUCUUGCGCCAGUCGAACGGAGUCCUUGGGGUUCUGGCAAAGCAGCGGCAUUUAUUCCUUUGCGGACAGACGCGUAUCCAUCUGGACGAGGUGCAGGAUUUGGGCCACUUUAUGGAGCUGGAGGUGUGCCUGCGACCGGAACAGACUCUUGAGGAGGGUCAAACUAUUGCCGAGAAGCUGUCUAAAGAGCUGGGAAUCCAGGAGGAAGACCUCAUGAGCGGCUCCUACUUCGAUGCCCUUAGAAAGGUCAAUCAAUAAUUUCCCUAAGAAAGCUUUCAUUGAAUAAUUGGACACCACACUGUAAAAUACAAGCCUAACCAACUCAUUUUCAUAUGUAUACAAAGAUCAACCUUUAUAAGGAAUGGCCCUUAAUAAAUACAAAAUAUAAGUUAAAA